Messenger RNA from Camelina sativa (false flax), 3156 nucleotides. The record is from RefSeq and is a predicted model, not a curated record. Lineage: Eukaryota; Viridiplantae; Streptophyta; Magnoliopsida; Brassicales; Brassicaceae.
AACGUUUUGUCCUCGCCUUCUUUUCUCUGUUAUAGUAUUCGCCCAGAUUGAAAUCUACAAAUCUUACCAUAUCACACAUCUCUCUCAAAUCCGGCUGAGUUUGUAUCCAAGGUUGAGGAUUCAAAGAUCGAAUAAUUCAGUUUUUUUUGUAGAAUUCGAAAUCAGGUUCGAUUGGUAUUACUAUUGUUUGCAUCAAAUGAGAGCAGGAAACGUUUUGUUAAGAUGUUACCAAAUUUGAGAUCUGACGACAAGAAAACUGUGUAUAAAAAUAGAAAGGCCUUUACCAUCAUGAAGCCUUGAUGAACAGGAAACGAGAGAUCGACAUGGUAAGUCUGGUCGAUGGGGUUCCAACAAUCGCGGUCCCUGAUGCGGUGCUUCAGGACUCUGUGUGCCUCUUUGGGAUGAUUUUUUGGUUGGUCGGUUUGCCUCGACGGCUCCUCAUGUUGCUAAGAUUCAUGUCAUUGUUAACAAGAUUUGGCCGCUUGGCAACAAGACACUUCGUAUUGAUGUCUAUGAGAACUUUGCUACUUCGGUUCGUUUACGUAUUCGGGACGAGGCUACACGGCUUCGUGUUUUACGGCGAGGAAUGUGGAAUAUUGCGGGUGUUCCGAUGAUGCUGACUAAUUGGUCUCCUCUCCCAGAAGAUGAUCAGCCAGUGAUAACAUCAAUGCCCCUAUGUGUAACUUUAAAGAACGUUCUUCAUUCUCUGUUUUCCUGGGAGGGUCUUGGUUUCUUGACUAGCCCGAUAGGUAAUCCUAUUCGACUUCAUCCUGAUACGGAGCUCUGUAGUAAGUUUGAUGAGGCCAAGGUUUUUGUGGAGGUCAAUUUAACGAACUCCUUGCCCAGUUCGUUUCGCUUUAAGCUAAACACAAAGGAGGAUGUCACUAUUGAGUUUCAGUAUCCGUGGCUCCCUCCCCGUUGUUCUCGUUGUCAAAAGUGGGGGCAUUCAGGUGAGGGUUGUGUGACAGCUCCCAUGUCUCCGAAACAAACGUUAGUUACUGACGUGGAGGAGGGUGAGAUUGUUGCUCACACGAAGGCCCAAAAGACUGUUGUUUCUCCUCCCAUUCAGGAUACUGUUAAACCUGCGGGUUCUACUUCUCCUCUUUCAGCUCCUAUUAGCGUCUCAUCUCAAAAGGUUGACGAGGAUCAAACUGGUUGGUCUGUUGUCUCCCCUGGGAAAGGUUGUAAGAGUGCUGAGAAAGCUGUUAUUCCGCCUGCGGCUGGUCAUGACACCAUGUUGGCGUCUCGGUUCUCUGUUCUUGGUGAUGCAGGGGAGGGCUCUAAGGAAACUGCAGAGUCUGAGGAGAUCCCUAACUCUAUUUCUUCGUCGGUUCCCAUUGUGGAGACUGUGAAGGGUAGCAGUGUCGGUGCAAAACAGAGUUCAGAGUGGCACUGUCCGCGCCUCUCUCCCACGUCAGUCAAAGCUCUUAACUAAAUCAUCUUCGGAGUCUCUCUCUCAGCAGACUAGGGGUGGUCCCCCUGUCAUCUCAAGUAGAAAGAACUCCAAGAAGCGUCAUUAAUGUCCGGUUUUUUCUGGAACAUGCGAGGUUUCAACAAAUCUAAAAAACAUUCUUUUGUUUGUGAUUGGGUGCAAGCUGAAUCUUUAGGUCAUCUCCAACCCAUAUCUCCAUUUUUUCUUCAAAAUGGAGUAACUCUAUUUUGGAGUAGGGUUUUACUCCAACCCUACUUCAUUUUGGAGUAAAAAAUAGAGAUCUCCAAAUUGUAGUGUAAAAUAAAAAUAGAUGUCUCCAAAUAUAGAGAAAAAAAAUGGAGAUCUCUAUUUUAGAGAUGAAAAUGGAGAUGGGUUGGAGCAAAAUUGACUCUAAACUCCAUUAUGAAGAUGAAAAUAGAGAUGGGUUGGAGUUGGUCUUACAGUUUGGAUGCUUACUGGAAACGCGUGUCCAGGAAAAUAAGGCCUCUCGAAUCAUUUCUUCAGUGUUUAGGGGUUGGUCUUCUAUCACAAAUUAUGAAUUCAGUCGUCUUGGGAGAAUUUGGGUGGUUUGGAAGGAGGAUGUGCGAGUUACUCCAGUUUUUAAGAGUGGACAGGUAGUUACUUGUUCUAUUCUCAUGCCGGGGGAUACUCUUGAGUUUUUUUGUUUCUUUUGUCUAUGCAUCGAACCAUACUGAUGAAAGAAAGGAGUUGUGGUCCGAUCUUAUGUGUCACUAUGACUCUCCAUUGUUUGCCAGUAAACCUUGGUUAGUUGUCAGUGAUUUUAAUGAAACUCUUGAUAGUGAGGAGCAUUCUAAUUUUGAAGAUUCCCCUGUUGUCAUGAGUGGUAUGAGGAAUUUUCAAGACGUGGUUCGGCAUUGUGCUUUAUCGGACAUGACUUAUCAUGGUCCUCUGUUUACCUGGGGUAACAAGAGGGAUGUUGGUUCUGUCUGUAAAAAAUUGGAGAGAGUUUUGGUCAGUGAGGCUUGGAGUCGCAAUUUUGCUAAUGCUUAUGGUGUGUUUGACUUAGGCGGUGUUUCUGAUCACCUUCGUUGUAGGUUUACUUUGGGAACUCAAAUCAUGAAACCAAGAGGGCCAUUCAAGUUCUCUAAUGUUCUUCUGUAUUUACCGGAGUUUCAGUCCACAGUGCAAUCCUUUUGGGAUAAUACUGACAGUCUUUUCCAUUCCACCUCUGCAAUGUUCCGUUUUGCUAAAAAGCUUAAGGCUCUCAAACCUUUGUUGCGUUCAUUGGGUCAGCAGAAACUUAGUAAGCUCACGGAGCAAGUGGAGGAGACUCAUAAGGUUCUUUGUGAUUGUCUAACCGCCACUCUCUCCAACCCAACAUCGGUAUCUUUGGCGGCUGAAGCUGAGGCUUUCCAGCGUUGGGAUCGUGUUUCUGAUCUUGAGGAGAAUUUUUUACAUCAACGCUCCAAGCUUCAUUGGAUGUUAGUUGGUGACAAAAACAACAAAUAUUUUCACUCUGCUGCGAAGUCUAUACAGGAUUUAAAUGCAAUAAGGGAGAUCACCUGUUCUGAUGGAUCGGUUGCUAAAUCUCAGUCUGAGAUUAAAUAAGAGGCGGUGAGAAUUUUUUAGGAUUUUCUCACACAUACACCGUCUGAUUUUGUCGGUCUGAGUGUUGCUCAGCUGGAGCAGUUGGUUCCAUUUCGUUGUUCUAAUACUGAUAACAUUGGUUUGUUGCGGAUGGUUUGAUGUUCAUAUAUUUUACC